GACAGAGACGCCGCUGCAUGUAGCCUCAGCAGCAGGAGUAGUUGCUUUCUUGCUGCUUAAACUUUAGUUGAUAAGUGGUCAAUGAGGUCGAUAAGACUCAUGUAGCGGUCACUGAAGAGUUUACAAGCAGACAUGAUAAUGUGAGGUCUGGAAGAAACACAGCCCGAGUAGUCUUUAAAUGUCGAUGCUGUAACAACAGUGGCGGCUAACAGGCUAACGUUUGCUAAAGUUAGGGGAGAGUUCACUGAGAUGUUUCAAGAGGCUAUGGAGAAAAUACAACCGAGAGUAUUUGUGUAAGAGAUUUACGGAGCAGCGCAUGUUCCUCCCUCCUCCAGGAGGAGCAGCACCAGGUGGAGGCUCUGUCCGGAAUGGAGAGGUGGACCCCGAACCCCCGAGCCAAGCCGUUCAUUCCGCGUCAACAGAGGAGUUUAUACCUGAGCUGGAAAUAUAAACUGAGCAACAAGAGGAGUCUGCGCAGACUCUGUCAGGCUGGUGCGGUGCUCUUCCUGCUGGUAACGGUCCUGGUCAACAUCAAACUCAUCUUGGACACCAGGAGGGUGGCUGAUGAAGAAGCAGCAGCUCAGGAAUAUGAGGAUGCCCCACCCAACAUGGAGACACCACGAAGGCCAGCAAAUGGACGCAAGGUCCUGGACAUUGAGGUUUACUCUAGCCGCUCCAAGGUUUACGUGGCUGUGGACGGAACCACUGUUCUGGAGGAUGACAUGAGGGAACAGGGCCGAGGAAUCCACGUCAUCGUUCUCAACCAGGCAACAGGUCAUGUGAUGGCCAAGAGGAUAUUUGACACCUACUCCCCCCAUGAGGACGAGGCCAUGAUCCUCUUCCUAAACAUGGUGACCAGAGGCCGGGUUCUUAUCUUCACUAUAAAGGACGAGGGAACGUUCCACCUGAAGGACGCUGCCAAGAACCUCCUGAAGACCCUGGGCAGCCAGGCAUCUGUCAGCCUCAGCUGGAGGGACAUGUGGACACUGGUGGUGAAGAAAGGAGGCCAGGUUUAUGGAGAGAAACACUCGAAGUCUCCAGCCCUGUCCACCUGGGGAGAUCCAGUGCUCCUGAAGACCGAGGUGCAGCUCACUGCCUCUGAAGAGGCCGAGUGUCACUGGGCCGACACCGUCCUGAACCGGAGGAGGAAGAUCUUCUGCAGUAAAGUGGAAGGUUACGGAAGCAUCUGCAGCUGCAAGGACCCAGCUCCCAUAGAGUUCAACCCUGACCCUCUCUCCAACAACAACGUCUUCUCUGUUCCUGUGGCUGUGAUUGCGGGGAACAGACCCAACUAUCUGUACAGGAUGUUGAGGUCACUACUCUCAGCCCAUGGAGUGAACCCUCAGAUGAUCACCGUCUUCAUCGAUGGAUACUAUGAGGAGCCCAUGGAUGUGGUGGAGCUGUUUGGGUUGAAGGGAGUUCAACACACACCCAUCAGCAUCAAAAAUGCUCGAGUGUCUCAGCACUACAAAGCCAGUCUGACUGCAACCUUCAACCUUCAUCCAGAAGCCAACUUUGCCAUCGUCCUCGAAGAAGACCUGGACAUCUCCAUUGACUUCUUCAGUUUUCUGAGUCAGACCAUCCAUCUGCUGGACCAGGACGACAGUCUGUACUGCAUCUCAGCCUGGAACGACCUGGGUUACGAACACACGGCCGAGGACCCAGCUCUGCUCUACAGGGUGGAGUCCAUGCCUGGUCUGGGCUGGGUCCUGAAGAAGAGUAUGUACAAGGAUGAGCUGGAGCCGAAGUGGCCCACACCUGAGAAGCUGUGGGACUGGGACAUGUGGAUGAGAAUGCCGGAGCAGAGGAAAGGCCGGGAGUGCAUCAUUCCUGACGUGUCCCGCUCCUACCAUUUUGGAAUCAUCGGCCUCAACAUGAACGGAUACUUCCACGAGGUUUAUUUCAAGAAACACAAGUUCAACACUGUUCCUAACGUACAGCUGAAGAACGUUGAAAGCUUGAAGAAAGACCCGUACGAAGUAGAAGUCCAGAAACUGUUGAAAGGAGCCGAGGUCCUGGACCACUCCAAGAACCCAUGUGAGGACUCGUUCCUGCCGGACUCUGAGGGAAAGACCUACGUCAUGUUCAUCAAGAUGGACACGGAGACGGACACGUCAACAUGGACCGAACUUGCCAAGUGCCUACAUGUUUGGGACCUGGACGUCCGAGGGAACCACAGAGGUCUGUGGAGACUCUUCAGGAAGAAGAAUCACGUCCUGGUGGUGGCAGUACCGCUCUCUCCAUACUCUGUGAAGAAACCAGCCAGUGUGACCCCCAUCCACUUGGAGCCCCCACCUAAAGAAGAUGCAGCAGUGGUGGAGCAGGUGUAGAACUGACUAGGACACUAGGACAUGUCCACUGUUAGGGUCUUGAUGUCCUGUUGAUGGACACAGCUCCACGCUGCUGUGAGGACACAGGACAGACCUGGACCAGGAUUGGUUUAAACUUUGGGUCUCUGUACCUGAGGACCAUGUGACGGAGUCCACAGAGACAUGGGACGUUUUCAUGGUCCCUCCUGAACAGAUGUGACAAUUUAAAGUAAUAUUUAUUUACAUUAGACACUCAAAAAAGACUUUGUUCACAGAGAACAACAGACUAACAACAACAACAACACGACUCCAUGUACAAAUGUAUAGAAGUCUAUUUUUGAUGAGAACAACAACAACAACAACAACAACAAACAGGCCAGUGUUACAGUUUGACUGUGAGACUCACAGCAGACUCAGAGGUCAACAGGAAGUUGUCCCUGUCUUUUACGGUAUAUGGUACAGCGUACCAGCAAACAGACGGACAGAUAGGUGUUGAUUUUUUUGUUUUGAUUGUCUUCUCUGUUGUGUGUGUGGUUUUACCUCCGAGUGUCUCUUCAUGAACCAGGGUCAUUGAAAGUUCUGAUAUUUAAAGACCAUCGUCAUGGUCCACCAGGUCUUGAUUUUUUCCUUCUUCUUCAUCUGUGUUCAUCUGUGGUUUC
Molecule: messenger RNA, 2968 nt
Organism: Cynoglossus semilaevis (tongue sole)
Lineage: Eukaryota; Metazoa; Chordata; Actinopteri; Pleuronectiformes; Cynoglossidae
Gene: pomgnt1
Product: protein O-linked mannose N-acetylglucosaminyltransferase 1 (beta 1,2-)
Exons: 21
Coding region: 369-2330 (653 amino acids)
Biological process (GO): protein O-linked glycosylation via N-acetylgalactosamine
Cellular component (GO): Golgi membrane
Molecular function (GO): beta-1,3-galactosyl-O-glycosyl-glycoprotein beta-1,3-N-acetylglucosaminyltransferase activity
Source: RefSeq, a predicted model, not a curated record